This is a messenger RNA of Anguilla rostrata (American eel), 1399 nucleotides long. Its product is annotated as sphingolipid delta(4)-desaturase/C4-monooxygenase DES2-like. Gene Ontology annotation, biological process: ceramide biosynthetic process. Bases 177 to 1142 code for a protein of 321 amino acids. Lineage: Eukaryota; Metazoa; Chordata; Actinopteri; Anguilliformes; Anguillidae. The record is from RefSeq and is a predicted model, not a curated record. Gene Ontology annotation, cellular component: membrane. The transcript is spliced from 3 exons. Gene Ontology annotation, molecular function: sphingolipid delta-4 desaturase activity.
AGGACCUCCUUCCUCAGAAAGGCGUGUUUAGGACUCAACUGACUGUCAAUCACACCGGCACUGAGCACGUCGCCUGAUUAUGGCUCACCCGCUGUCCGGCUCCAGUAGCCUACAGCGACUCUGCCUGGGUUUUUAAAGUGCGUUUUAACUGCUAGAGAAGCCAACAAGACAUAAAAAUGGGAAAUACGGUUGUUCGAGAUGACUUUGAGUGGGUUUAUACAGAGCAGCCCCACUGCAGCAGAAGAAAGCAGAUUUUGGCGAAACACCCAGAGAUCAAGUCGCUGAUGGGCCCGGACCCCCAGCUGAAGUGGGUUGUGACGGCCAUGGUUCUGACCCAGGUACUGUGCUGCUUCCUCGUGCAGGCUCUCAGCUGGAAGUGGCUGCUUUUCUGGGCCUACAUGUUCGGCGGCUGCAUAAACCACUCGCUGACCCUGGCCAUCCACGACAUUUCCCACAACGUCGCCUUCGGCAACAAGUCGGCCGUGCUCAACCGCCUCUUCGGCAUCUUCGCCAACCUGCCCGUGGGGGUCCCGUACUCGGUCAGCUUCAAGAAGUACCACGUGGACCACCACCGCUACCUGGGCGGGGACGGCCUGGACGUGGACAUCCCCACCAGGCUGGAGGCCCGGCUCUUCAGCUCGCCCGCUCGCAAGGUGCUGUGGAUCAUCCUGCAGCCGCUCUUCUAUGCCCUGAGGCCCCUGGUGGUCAACCCCAAGCCUGUGUCCCAGCUGGAGCUGCUCAAUGUCAUCGUGCAGCUGAUCUUUGAUGCGCUGCUGGUCUGGCUCUGGGGGCCCAAGCCCCUGGUUUAUCUGAUUGCUGGGUCAGUCCUCUGUAUGGGUCUCCACCCGGUCUCUGGCCACUUCAUCGCUGAGCACUACAUGUACCUGACAGGCAUCGAGACGUACUCCUACUACGGACCCCUCAACUACAUCACCUUUAAUGUGGGCUACCACAUGGAGCACCAUGACUUUCCCAGCAUCCCAGGGAGCCGCCUACCUGAGGUAAAGAAGAUGGCUCCAGAGUUCUACGACAAUCUGCCCCAGCACGACUCCUGGAUACGGGUACUCUGGGACUUUGUCUUCUGUGAGUCCCUGGGACCAUACUCUAGGGUUAAGCGUCACUUUCCGUUGAAAAAGGAGUAAAAGAUUGGGUUGUGUGUGUUUCUGUGAGGUUUUUUGUACAAUCCCUGAGUCCUGCCCCUUUAAUUUCACUGAAUAAGGUGUUCUAAUCUAAACUGGACUUUAUACAAACACGUUUUAAAUUUUGGUGGCUUGUCACCAAAAUGAAAAUUGAAAGAGGUUAUACCUUUGCUUGUGAAUGUCUAUUUACUUAAAAUUAAUUAUAAAAGUGUAUUGAAAGUUUAAUAUGUGAGAUCAUUAAAUUAACUCCCUCAUUGGAA